Cannabis sativa is the source of this 968-nucleotide messenger RNA. Its product is annotated as HVA22-like protein a. Bases 188 to 688 code for a protein of 166 amino acids. The record is from RefSeq and is a predicted model, not a curated record. NCBI's taxonomy places the organism in Eukaryota, Viridiplantae, Streptophyta, Magnoliopsida, Rosales, Cannabaceae. The transcript has 5 exons.
AUGCUUUUGCUUUUUGGACCUUUGUUUGUUCUGCUUUUCUCUCUCUAUCUCUUUUGAUAGAGUAACGUUACCGAAUCACAGCUGAGCUCACAAUAAGAAGCGAAACCCUUGCUCUAGCUUCUUCUGGAGCAUUCGAUCAGAAUCAGUUGACAAGACACAGACAAAGAUACGCAUUGAGAAACCGGAGAUGGGAUCUGGGGCUGGAAGUUUCCUCAAAGUGAUUCUCAAAAACUUCGAUGUUCUUGCCGGGCCUGUGGUUAGUCUUGUUUAUCCUCUAUAUGCGUCAGUCAGGGCAAUUGAGACCAAAUCCCCAAUUGAUGAUCAACAAUGGCUUACUUAUUGGGUUCUUUAUUCCUUGAUUACCCUAACUGAGCUCACCUUUGCCAAAGUUAUUGAAUGGAUCCCGAUCUGGUCAUACGCUAAGCUUAUUGUCACCUGUUGGUUGGUCAUACCGUACUUCAGUGGGGCAGCAUAUGUUUAUGAACAUUUUGUUAGACCUUUCUUUGUUAACCCUCACACUAUUAACAUCUGGUAUGUCCCACGAAAGAAGGACGUCUUCAGUAAACCAGAUGAUAUUCUCACCGCUGCCGAGAAAUACAUUGAAGAGAAUGGACCUGAUGCAUUUGAAAAGAUCAUUCACCGGGCCGAUAAGUCCAGACGGAAUGAUAAUUACGCAAUCUUUAGCUAGGACUAUAAUAUGGAGCCAAUGUCUUGGAGGAGAAGAAAGAAAGAGCAGUGUUUAUAAGUAAAUAUAUUCCUUUUAAGGCAUGCUGUCUGAUCACAUCUUCUGUUUUUGAAAGUCUUCAUGUUCUUACUUUAUUUUCUGUAAUUAUCAUGUUUUGCCUUGUCUUGACAAAUUUACUUGAUAUGUACAAAACUUUCUUGUGAUUAGGUAACCUUAACCCGUUACAUUUAUACUAGUUCUUUUCUUUCCCUUGUGAUAUUAAGAUGGAAAAAUGGUUUUAAAA